Molecule: messenger RNA, 1513 nt
Organism: Cercospora beticola
Lineage: Eukaryota; Fungi; Ascomycota; Dothideomycetes; Mycosphaerellales; Mycosphaerellaceae
Biological process (GO): protein refolding
Cellular component (GO): cytoplasm
Molecular function (GO): Hsp70 protein binding
Source: RefSeq, a predicted model, not a curated record
AGUGGGAGGUGAACGAUUUCUUGUGCCUUGCAUAUGCACAUUCUCUUACCCACUGCACAAUUCGUCCUUCGCUUGUGACAGCUGUUCAACAACGCCGCAUCGACAUGAUCGCCUAGGCAGUCCUCGCUCUAUCCCGCUGCCAUCCAUCGACCAUCAAUGUCCACUUGUCGUCUGUGAUCCGACCAACAUUCAGCAACCAUGCUUCUCUUUUCCACACUUGCGCUGCUCAGCUUGUUCGCUGUUGCAUUCGCGCAAGACUACUACAAGAUCCUGGGACUCGAUAAAUCCGCCGAUGAACGCGAUCUGAAAAAGGCCUACCGUCGCCUCUCGAAACAGUACCACCCCGAUAAGAACCCCGAAGACGAGACAGCGGCCAAAAAGUUCGUCGAAGUCAGCGAAGCCUACGAAACGCUUGCCGACAAGGAAUUGCGCCAAAUUUACGACAGACAUGGAGCCGAAGGUGUCAAGCAACAUAAAGAGCGCGGACAAGGUGGGCGAGGAGGAGGCAGGAGCCCGUUCGAUAUUUUCAAUCAAUUCUUUGGUGGCGGUGGUCACUUCGGCCAUGGGCGGCGACAAGGUCCCGACAUGGAGGUGCGCAUACAAGUCAGCUUGAAGGACUUCUACACUGGCGCCGAACACGAGUUCAAGAUUGAGAAGCAAGUCAUUUGUCCCAAGUGCGAAGGCACAGGGAGCGAAGAUGGACAUAAGGAUACCUGUCACAAGUGCUCGGGACAUGGGAUGGUGAUCCAGAAACAAAUGCUAGCGCCUGGUAUCUUCCAACAGAUGCAGAUGCAAUGCGACAUGUGUGGCGGCAAAGGCGAGAUCAUCAAGCACAAGUGCAAGACCUGUGGCGGCUCGAAAGUUGUGAGAAGUGAGGAGGCCUACGACCUGACUGUGGAAAAGGGCAUGCCGAGAAAUGGCCGAGUGCAGUAUGAGAACGAAGGCGACGAAAGUCCUGACUGGGAGGCCGGAAGUCUGAUCGUGCAGGUUGGAGAGAGUGAUCCAAGGCUUGCGACGGACGAGAAGGACCGCACAGAUGGAACAUUUUUCAGACGAAAGGGCGAGAAUCUGUUCUGGAGGGAGAUCCUGUCAUUGCGAGAGGCGUGGAUGGGAGACUGGACGCGCAACCUCACACAUCUGGACGGGCACGUGGUGCAACUAUCUCGAAAACGAGGCGAAGUCGUUCAGCCGGGGCACGUCGAGAUCGUCCAAGGCGAAGGCAUGCCCAUCUGGCAAGACGAGAAUGGAGGAUACGGCGCAUUGCACGUGGAAUAUGUUGUCGUACUACCUGAUCAGAUGGAGAGCGGCAUGGAAAAGGACUUUUGGAGCACAUGGGAGAAGUGGAGGAAGAAGAUUGGUGUGGAUUUGCACAAGGACUCUGGGAGACCUGCGGUGCCACACGAUGAAUUGUGAUAUGAAUUGUAGUUGCAGUAUUUUUAGCGACACGUUGUAGAGCAUAGAGUGCCUCUGGAAUAUGAUUCUGAUUGAAUAUUGCCAUCUCCCAACGGCGCGC